This is a messenger RNA of Pseudophryne corroboree (corroboree frog), 7217 nucleotides long. It is a transcript of the gene ANKRD9, whose product is annotated as ankyrin repeat domain 9. The record is from RefSeq and is a predicted model, not a curated record. Bases 483 to 1352 code for a protein of 289 amino acids. NCBI's taxonomy places the organism in Eukaryota, Metazoa, Chordata, Amphibia, Anura, Myobatrachidae. Gene Ontology annotation, molecular function: protein binding. The transcript is spliced from 2 exons.
GGACAGUUCCGCGGUGCUGACGACCUUCAGGACUCCGGGAUAAAUGUGCCAGGAGCUCCGAGCAAGUGUCCCCCGGAGCGAGAGGCGGGGCGGCGGCGGAAGAGAGGGGAGAGAGGGGAGACAGCCGGAGAGAGGGACCGGGGCAGCAGUGACAGCCGGAGACAGAGACCGGGGCAGCCCAGAGUGACAGCCGGAGACAGAGACCGGGGCAGCCCCGAGAGAGAGAGAGACCGGGGCAGCCCGGAGUGACAGCCGGAGGCAGAGACCGGGGCAGCCCAGAGUGACAGCCGGAGACAGGGACCGGGGCAGCCCGGAGUGACAGCCGGAGACAGAGACCGGGGCAGCCCCGAGAGAGAGAGACCGUUGCAGCCCGGAGAGACAGCCGGUUGGAGACAGCCGCAGGACAGUGAUCUGGAGCCGCAGCGCAGGGAGCAGAGCCGCUGGGUUCCGGGCCAUGUGAGUGCCGCCGCUGUCAGCCGCUGAUGCCCGGUACGGCGCACUACCAGUCCCAGAGACAAUGCAAGCAGACGUCGUUUGCCUUCUACCAGGCGGUGCGGGACCUGCUGCCGGUGUGGCUGCUGGAGGACAUGCGGCUGAUGGAGGUUCUGCACUGGGAGGAUGGCGGCCGGGUCAGCUGCUACUCGCCCUCCGAGGCUCUGCUCUACGCCCUGGUCCAUGACCAUCAGCCCUACGCCCGCUACCUGCUCCACCACUUCCCACAGGACGCCCUGGCCGUGCCCAGCCCGAGCUUCAGCUGUUGCCAGGCUGCCGCCCCGCAUCUGCCACUGGCUGUGCGCUAUGAUCGGCUGCAGAUCCUGCGGGAGAUCCUGCACACCCUGCAAGCCCUCCCAGCCGCCAGCCGGGCCGCCUGCAUCAACCGGCGGGGCUGCCAGCGGCUGGAGGGCGGAAAGACGCCGGUGCACCUGGCCUGUGAGCUGCAGCGAGCCGAGUGCCUAACCCUGUUGUUGGGGCACGGAUCCUGCCCCUAUGCCACGGACUGCAGCGGCAACACUCCACUGGACUGCCUGCUGCAGCUCAUCCGGACCGGAGCCCCGCAGGACCCGCGCCCCCUGCGGCUGUGCAUGGACUCCCUGCUCCUCUACAUGCCUAGGGGGCUGCCCCCCUCCACCCGGCAUCAGCUGCAGCAGGAGAGCAUAGCCUGGCAGGAGCUGCUGGGGCAGGAGCUGUUCAGAUGGCUGACUGGCACCUCUCCCCCCAGCCUGGGCACCCUGGCCAUGCAGAGCCUGCUGAGGGCCCUGCCCGCUGACCGGUUCCCUGAGGUGCUGGAGGAGAUCCAUCUACCACAGUGCCUGAGACCCCCAGCCUUACAGCAGCAGCUUGUGCGGAGGUAGAAGACGCCCCCCCCAGCACUGCGCCAUUAUAUGUGCCAUCUACAUAUACUGAGAAUAUACAUAAUACAUACAGUGCCGGCGAUGGCAGGAGUCACCGGGGAGGGGCACCAGGGACAGUGCCGGCGAUGGCAGGAGUCACCGGGGAGGGGCACCAGGGACAGUGCCGGCGAUGGCAGGAGUCACCGGGGAGGGGCACCAGGCUCCUGGCACAUGCUGACUUUCCCCAGACUUCAGCAAUUUGCAAUGUACAGGUUUCUUUAUAUUUUCUAUCCCUGUGCCUAUGGCGGAGCAGGGUCAGACUUCUAGUUCCACAACAGUUGGCGAUCUACAGGUCAUCGCUGCAGGUAACAUUUGUCCCUGUUGUGGAAUAAAUGGAAACACUCCGAGUGUAUUAUUGCACCAUCACGCUUCGCUAACGUGAUCUUCAUCAUAUCAGUUACAUGUAUGUGCGUCUGUAAGGCGUAAUGCGGACACCUGGCAUCAAACGCAACCUACAGGUCACCAGUUCCACGCACCUCGUGUCCGUACAAUAACUGGUAAUAUAAUAAACCGUUCUUAGCACAUGUAUUAGCCUGCAGCGUUUGGCGUGGUGACGUGCAGGCCAUGACACGUGUUCCCAGCGUGUAGCAAGCAUCACGUGAGCGCUGCUUUAGGGAUCCAUUGUACUUUGAUGCACAAGAAAUACCGCUGAGUGACAGUCAUGCACAGUACAGAGAACACUUGUGGAAUGUAUACGUGUAAAGGUCUGUUCAUCAUAUAUUGUUAUUUAUAGCGUCAUGGCAUGUGUUAUGUGCUGCAGGAACAUGCGCUAAAAUCAGUCCACGCGUGACCUGGAGGAGCAGAGAGGUGACUACUGUAUAUAUGGUGGCACCAUUGGCCAGAAUUUCCUACAGCCAGCAUUUACAGCUCAGGUACACCCAGCAGGCCAUGUCUUAUGGUUUUCUGUACUCAUGCACAGGUGAUUUACUCUAUGUUGCUGGGUCAGUAAUUAUCCCACCUGCUUCCACAGACAGACAUCCUCAAAACAUGGCCUACUCUGAAACCCUGAGCGUUGAGGCUGGGAACUUCUGGUUUAGAGAAUUAGAUGAAACCAGAAAUAUAAUAAGUAGAUGGGACUUAAGUGAUCAUCCAUGUCUCCACCAUCCACUACACCUCUAUAUGAUCCGUGUCUCCACCAUCCACUACACCUCUAUAUGAUCCGUGUCUCCACCAUCCACUACACCUCUAUAUGAUCCGUGUCUCCACCAUCCACUACACCUCUAUAUGAUCCGUGUCUCCACCAUCCACUACACCUCUAUAUGAUCCGUGUCUCCACCAUCCACUACACCUCUAUAUGAUCCGUGUCUCCACCAUCCACUACACCUCUAUAUGAUCCGUGUCUCCACCAUCCACUACACCUCUAUAUGAUCCGUGUCUCCACCAUCCACUACACCUCUAUAUGAUCCGUGUCUAAACCAUCCACUACACCUCUAUAUGAUCCGUGUCUCCACCAUCCACUACACCUCUAUAUGAUCCGUGUCUCCACCAUCCACUACACCUCUAUAUGAUCCGUGUCUCCACCAUCCACUACACCUCUAUAUGAUCCGUGUCUAAACCAUCCACUACACCUCUAUAUGAUCCGUGUCUCCACCAUCCACUACACCUCUAUAUGAUCCGUGUCUCCACCAUCCACUACACCUCUAUAUGAUCCGUGUCUCCACCAUCCACUACACCUCUAUAUGAUCCGUGUCUCCACCAUCCACUACACCUCUAUAUGAUCCGUGUCUCCACCAUCCACUACACCUCUAUAUGAUCCGUGUCUCCACCAUCCACUACACCUCUAUAUGAUCCGUGUCUACACCAUCCACUACACCUCUAUAUGAUCCGUGUCUACACCAUCCACUACACCUCUAUAUGAUCCAUGUCUCCACCAUCCACUACACCUCUAUAUGAUCCGUGUCUAAACCAUCCACUACACCUCUAUAUGAUCCAUGUCACCACCAUCCACUACACCUCUAUAUGAUCCAUGUCUCCACCACCCACUACACCUCUAUAUGAUCCGUGUCUAAACCAUCCACUACACCUCUAUAUGAUCCAUGUCUCCACCAUCCACUACAUCUCUAUAUGAUCCAUGUCUCCACCACCCACUACACCUCUAUAUGAUCCAUGUCUCCACCACCCACUACACCUCUAUAUGAUCCGUGUCUCCACCACCCACUAUACAUCUAUAUGAUCCGUGUCUCCACCACCCACUAUACAUCUAUAUGAUCCGUGUCUCCACCACCCACUAUACAUCUAUAUGAUCCGUGUCUCCACCACCCACUACACCUCUAUAUGAUCCGUGUCUCCACCACCCACUAUACAUCUAUAUGAUCCGUGUCUCCACCACCCACUACACCUCUAUAUGAUCCAUGUCUCCACCACCCACUACACCUCUAUAUGAUCCGUGUCUCCACCACCCACUACACCUCUAUAUGAUCCGUGUCUCCACCACCCACUACACCUCUAUAUGAUCCAUGUCUCCACUAUACAUCUAUAUGAUCUGUGUCUCCACCACCCACUACACCUCUAUAUGAUCCGUGUCUCCACCACCCACUACACCUCUAUAUGAUCCGUGUCUCCACCAUCCACUACACCUCUAUAUGAUCCGUGUCUCCACCAUCCACUACACCUCUAUAUGAUCCGUGUCUCCACCAUCCACUACACCUCUAUAUGAUCCGUGUCUCCACCAUCCACUACACCUCUAUAUGAUCCAUGUCACCACCAUCCACUACACCUCUAUAUGAUCCAUGUCUCCACCACCCACUACACCUCUAUAUGAUCCGUGUCUACACCAUCCACUACACCUCUAUAUGAUCCAUGUCUCCACCAUCCACUACACCUCUAUAUGAUCCAUGUCUCCACCAUCCACUACACCUCUAUAUGAUCCGUGUCUCCACCACCCACUAUACAUCUAUAUGAUCCGUGUCUAAACCAUCCACUACACCUCUAUAUGAUCCAUGUCUCCACCAUCCACUACAUCUCUAUAUGAUCCAUGUCUCCACCACCCACUACACCUCUAUAUGAUCCGUGUCUCCACCACCCACUAUACAUCUAUAUGAUCCAUGUCUCCACCAUCCACUACACCUCUAUAUGAUCCGUGUCUCCACCACCCACUACACCUCUAUAUGAUCCGUGUCUCCACCACCCACUAUACAUCUAUAUGAUCCGUGUCUCCACCACCCACUAUACAUCUAUAUGAUCCGUGUCUCCACCACCCACUACACCUCUAUAUGAUCCGUGUCUCCACCACCCACUAUACAUCUAUAUGAUCCGUGUCUCCACCACCCACUACACCUCUAUAUGAUCCAUGUCUCCACCACCCACUACACCUCUAUAUGAUCCGUGUCUCCACCACCCACUACACCUCUAUAUGAUCCGUGACUCCACCACCCACUACACCUCUAUAUGAUCCAUGUCUCCACUAUACAUCUAUAUGAUCUGUGUCUCCACCACCCACUACACCUCUAUAUGAUCCGUGUCUCCACCACCCACUACACCUCUAUAUGAUCCGUGUCUCCACCACCCACUACAUCUCUAUAUGAUCCGUGUCUCCACCAUCCACUACAUCUCUGUAUGAUCCGUGUCUCUACCACCCACCAGCUAUAUGAUCCAUGUGUGCACUACCCACCAUACAUCUCUAUACGAUCCAUGUCUCCACCACCCACUACAUCUCUAUAUGAUCCAUGUCUCUACCACCCACCAGCUAUAUGAUCCAUGUGUCCACCACCCACCAUACAUCUCUAUAUGAUCUAUGUGUCCACCACCCACCAUACAUCUCGAUAUGAUCCAUGUCUCCACCACCCACCAUACACUUCUAUAUGAUCCAUGUCUCCACCACCCACCAUACAUCUCUAUAUGAUCCAUGUCUCCACCACAUCUCUAUAUGAUCCAUGUCUCUACCACCCACCAUACACUUCUAUAUGAUCCAUAUCUCCACCACUCACUACACCUCUAUAUGACCCGUCUCCACCACCCACUACAUCGCUAUAUGAUCCAUGUCUCCACCACUCACUACAUCUCUAUAUGAUCCAUGUCUCCACCACCCACUACAUCUCUAUAUGAUCCAUGUCUCCACCACCCACUACAUCUCUAUAUGAUCCAUGUCUCCACCACAUCUCUAUAUGAUCCAUGUCUCCACCACCCACUACAUCUCUAUAUGAUCCAUGUCUCCACCACCCACUACAUCUCUAUAUGAUCCAUGUCUCCACCACCCACUACAUCUCUAUAUGAUCCAUGUCUCCACCACCCACUACACCUCUAUAUGACCCGUCUCCACCAUCCACUACAUCGCUAUAUGAUCCAUGGGGGUCAUUCCGAGUUGUUCGCUCUGUAAAAAUCUUCGCAUCGCAGCGAUUUUCCGCUUAAUGCGCAUGCGCAAUGUCCGCACUGCGACUGCGCCAAGUAAAUUUGCUAUGCAGUUAGGAUUUUUACUCACGGCUUUUUCAUCGUUCUGGCGAUCGUAAUGUGAUUGACAGGAAAUGGGUGUUACUGGGCGGAAACAGGCCGUUUUAUGGGCGUGUGGGGAAAAACGCUACCGUUUCCGGAAAAAACGCAGGAGUGGCCGGAGAAACGGGGGAGUGUCUGGGCGAACGCUGGGUGUGUUUGUGACGUCAAACCAGGAACGACAAGCACUGAACUGAUCGCAGAUGCCGAGUAAGUCUGAAGCUACUCAGAAACUGCUACGAGGUGUGUAAUCGCAAUAUUGCAAAUACAUCGUUCGCAAUUUUAAGAUGCUAAGAUUCACUCCCAGUAGGCGGCGGCUUAGCAUGAGCAAAUCUGCUAAAAUCCGCUAGCGAGCGAACAACUCGGAAUGACCCCCCAUGUCUCCACCACCCACUACAUCUCUAUAUGAUCCAUGUCUCCACCACUCACCAUACACCUCUAUAUGAUCCAUGUCUCCACCACCCACUACAUCUCUAUAUGAUCCAUGUCUCCACCACCCACUACACCUCUAUAUGAUCCAUGUCUCCACCACAUCUCUAUAUGAUCCAUGUCUCCACCACCCACUACAUCUCUAUAUGAUCCAUGUCUCCACCACUCACCAUACACCUCUAUAUGAUCCAUGUCUCCACCACCCACUACAUCUCUAUAUGAUCCAUGUCUCCACCACUCACCAUACACCUCUAUAUGAUCCAUGUCUCCACCACCCACUACAUCUCUAUAUGAUCCAUGUCUCCACCACCCACUACACCUCUAUAUGAUCCAUGCGUUGAGGUUACCUGUGUGAUCAUGUGUAAUGGAAAGAUAAAGCCGAUCGGACGCAUACAUUGUAGUAUAGGCGGCAGACAUUUGUGUCCUAUCAGUGUUACAGUGAGAACUAUAAGUAGCGCUCAGUAGAACUCGGGUGGGUUACACCCGUCCCUAGUAUACGUAUUGCAGAAGUGAUAAGCUAACGCCGGGGCGUGGCUGAUAUACAGCGGUAUUAUGUAAUCGGUGCUAUACCUGGAGAUGAGGUGCUUCUGCCCAGGCUACGAGGAGUAUGAGGUUCCUCUGCCCAGGCUACGAGGAGUAUGAGGUGCCUCUGCCCAGGCUACGAGGAGUAUGAGGUGCCUCUGCCCAGGCUACGAGGAGUAUGAGGUGCCUCUGCCCAGGCUACGAGGAGUAUGAGGUGCCUCUGCCCAGGCUACGAGGAGUAUGAGGCAUAGUUAGGACAGUCUCAGGUAAUGAUAUUUGCAGUAUUAUGUAGCAGGGCUGGGACGUACUGACAAGCACUUUGCACUAAUGUACAGUCAUAUACACAGUGUGCCUGGACACUUACUGAUGCACUCUACUUACCUCUGUGUAUUGUCUAUUUAUUUGCUGACUUUGUUAGGAUGAAUAAAACAAUAUAACAACUUUCUUUUA